This is a messenger RNA of Microcebus murinus (gray mouse lemur), 809 nucleotides long. The record is from RefSeq and is a predicted model, not a curated record. NCBI's taxonomy places the organism in Eukaryota, Metazoa, Chordata, Mammalia, Primates, Cheirogaleidae.
ACGGUCACCUUGGCCCUGUUACCCUGGACCCCCGAGACGUGGAGAUGACCCCUUCGACCUCCACCCUGGGGCCGGAAGGCCUCAGCCCGGGGCCGCAGGACGCGGAGGCCGAGGAGGCUCGUUCCGGAAGGCCCUGGGACUCCACUCAGGUGAUCUGUAAGGACUGGAGCAACCUGGUGGGGAAAAGCUACAUCAUCCUGAACAUGACGGACAACGUAGACUGUGAGGCGUUCAGGCAGCUCCGGGGACCCCAGCUUCUGGCCCUGGUGGAGGAGGUCCUGCCCCGCCACGGCAGCGGCCCCCGGGGGCCCUGGCACAUUUCGCUGAGCAAGCCCAGCGACAAGGAACAGCACCUGCUCAUGGCGCUGGUGGGCGAGCAGGGCCUGCUGCCCACUCAGGACGUGCUGUCCAUGCUCGGGGACAUUCGCAGGAACCUGGCGGAGGUAAGGGACCGCCGGGGGGCCCGGGCCUGCGAGCUGGCCUCACGCUCCUCGUCCUCCCCGGGGCCUCAAAGCCCCCCGGGCAAAUGGAGGCCGCCCGUGGGCUCUGGGGUCAAACGAGCAAAGGACAAGAGUCGCGCUCCGGGCGGGCUGUUGGUUUCUUGGAGGCCACCAGCUGUGGGGACACACACACACGGUGACCAGGGGCGAAGGGGGCCAGGGAUUCAGGGCGGGAGUCAGGGAGGCUCAGAAAGGAGGCCGUAAUGGGUGAGGUUGGAGGUUUUGUGGAGGACGCAGCAGAGCCUGGUGGGGCAAGGCACCCGGAUGGGGGAGCCUUGACCUAUUUUUAUUUUAUUUAUUUAUUUUUUG